ACGUCUCUCCGAGGUUAUGUUGUGUUAAUGCAGGUGGAGACUACGCUGAUCAUCAUAAUCACUCGAAAAUAGUAGUGAACAGCCAUCGAUUGUCAACCCCAGGGUUUUUAACUCUCGAUUCAAAACAUUCGACCUAAAAUCAUGAUCAGCUGAAUCUCCUCAUCACGAAGUGUUGAGUGAAAUCGUCGGGGAGUACGUGACUCCGCGGAGGCUCUGCUCCGAAUUGCCCCGCUGUUUUUGGUUAUGUAAUUCCAUAACGAGUUUACUGUGCUGUAAUAAUUAACAAAUACGGGAACGACGAGUCAGAAUGUCACUGAAAUUUUCACGUCUUAUUUGCGGAGCCUGAGACCAUGAUGAGGGACACAGAUGACCCAAUUUUGAAUUCGAAACAUGUUCGUAAUUUAUAGUAUUCCGUGAUUAUUACCUCAGAAUGUGGGAGAAGAGAUAAUGAGUUGAGAAAACAUGUGAGAGUUGAUCAUUAUUAGAGAUAAACCACUGGACACAACAAUGUCCACCCCCCCAACCUGGUCGAGAACGGAGUACUCUCCAGUUCCCUCGGUCUCCGCCGCCGACCUGGAAGUGGAGCACCCGAAUGCACGAGCCCAAGAAGUAACAAUAGGCACCCUCCUAAAAUUGACAUCAAACGACACCCGUGAAUUCAUCUGCGGCUGGGGCGCAGCUGUGAUAAACGUAACCGUGACGUACCCCAUAAACAAGAUAAUAUUCCGUCAGAUUCUGGAGGCAGUUCCCGCGACAACAGCAGUGAGACAAUUGUCGCGCGAGGGAUUGGGUCUGUUGUACCGAGGAAUUCUCCCUCCCCUGUGUCAAAAGACUCUCUCCCUGUCAAUAAUGUUCUCAGUGUACGAGGGAAGUAGAACGAGACUGACAAUUCUCACUCAUCACCCUGUUUUUUCGAAAAUCAUCGCUGCCAACUUCGCCGGCGGGGUUGAGGCCAUUCUCAUGCCCCUGGAGAGAGUGCAGACCCUCCUCCAGGACUGGAGGUAUCACAAUAAGUUUAAGAAUACUCCUGACGCAUUCAAGUACCUUCUCAGUCAUCACGGAGUCACCGAGUGCUACAGGGGACUAGUUCCCAUAAUAAUGAGAAAUGGCUUAUCCAAUCUCACUUUUUUCACACUGAGGGAUCAGUCGAAGGAGAUCCUCGGUGAUGAGCGAACUUUAUUCUCUAACUUCGUGACUGGAGCCCUCAUCGGAGGCUUCACGAGCACUUUAUUCUACCCCAUGAAUGUCAUUAAGAUUCACAUGCAGUCGAAAAUCGGGGGGGACUUUGAGAAAUUGAGUGUUUCGCUGAGGGACGUUUGGAUCAGCAGGAAUAGGAGCGUUAGGAGCUUUUAUCAGGGGGUGCAUUUGAAUUAUAUGAGGUCUUUCAUCAGCUGGGGCGUCAUCAAUGCUGCCUAUGAUUUUUUGAAGACCAUUGUUUUUUAAUUAGGGGUUCUGUGGGAAGUGGUGGGGGGACAUGGGAAGAGGAAGGGUGGGUUAUUCACGAGAGUUUAUCUCGUAAAUAUUUGUUGAGAGGGGCAUGAGACACUUUUUGACGUGAAUAGGUCUAUGGUUUCAAUAUGGGGGGGUCAUUUUGGGAAACUGUUCUUAUGUGCAGCACCAUCUGUCGGAAUUCUAGAAAAUUCUAGACAUUUCGGGAUAAAUCGAAACGUUUCUUGAAAUUUCGAACAAAUUCAA
Molecule: messenger RNA, 1695 nt
Organism: Diachasma alloeum
Lineage: Eukaryota; Metazoa; Arthropoda; Insecta; Hymenoptera; Braconidae
Product: solute carrier family 25 member 51
Exons: 2
Coding region: 508-1443 (311 amino acids)
Source: RefSeq, a predicted model, not a curated record